Messenger RNA from Rotaria sp. Silwood2, 678 nucleotides. The record is from the annotation of a GenBank genome assembly. NCBI's taxonomy places the organism in Eukaryota, Metazoa, Rotifera, Eurotatoria, Philodinida, Philodinidae.
AUGCAAUUUGAUGAUUUCUACAAAACUGUUGGAGUAUUUGGUCGAUACCAAAAAGUCAAAUAUUUCUUAAUAUGUUUGACAUAUAUGCUUCCUCCAAUAAUGGUUUAUACAUGGACAUUCACAGCUGCUACACCAUCUUUCCGUUGUCGAAUAUCAGAAGAAGAUAUGUAUGAAGAUAAACAUCCUAAUGAUCUUUUACAUCAUUAUAUUCCAAGUGAAUCUCAAUGUCGUGAAUAUCAAAGUCAAAUAUCUUUACGUGAAUGUCAAAGAUGUUAUCAAAAUAUAAAUAAAAGCUAUUCUUAUGGUGAAAAUAAUGGACCAUUGAAAGCAUGUAAUAGUUUUAUAUUUGAUCGAACAUAUUAUCAAUCAACAUUAGUUGAAGAAUGGUCUAUGGUUUGUAAUGAAGUAACACUUAAAACUUUUGUUCAAACAAUAUUUUUUUUCGGUUAUAUGAUUGGUUCACUUAUAUUUGGUAUUUUAUCUGACAAAUUUGGUCGACGACCCAUUAUGGGUAUUUCUUUUCUCAUAAUCUCUUUGGGCAGUUUUGUAUGUGCAUUUGCACCACAACAAAAACUUGGCUUUGAAAUAAGUUACGUACUUUUUCUAUUUGGUCGAUUUUUAGUUGCAUGUGCAACUCGAGGUGUAGCUCUUACUGGCUUUGUUAUCGGUAUGCAUUAA